AUGAUGAUGACGUGCCGUCUGCUGUGCGCCCUGUUGGUGCUUGCCCUGUGCUGCUGCCCAUCCGUGUGCGUUUCAGAUCAAUCUGCCGCUCAGCCUGUGCCUGAAGGGUUUUCCAUUACGACCACCACGACCACAACACAGGCACCAACCACGACGACCACGAGUACAACACAGGCACCAAGCACUACGACUACAGAGGCGCCAGCUGUGUCGACCACCCGCGCACCGUCAAGUCUUCGCGAAAUGGACGGCAGCCUCAGCAGCUCUGCGUGGGUGUGUGCCCCGCUGCUGCUCGCCGCAUCCGCGCUGGCGUACACCGCUCUGGGCUGA
This is a messenger RNA of Trypanosoma cruzi, 330 nucleotides long. RefSeq names its product mucin TcMUCI, putative. Lineage: Eukaryota; Euglenozoa; Kinetoplastea; Trypanosomatida; Trypanosomatidae. The record is from RefSeq and is a predicted model, not a curated record. The coding region runs from base 1 to 330 and encodes 109 amino acids. The transcript has a single exon.